Rotaria socialis is the source of this 564-nucleotide messenger RNA. The record is from the annotation of a GenBank genome assembly. Lineage: Eukaryota; Metazoa; Rotifera; Eurotatoria; Philodinida; Philodinidae.
AUGAGUUCAACAAAACAACUUCCAAACAUUGUCGUCUGUGGUACACCAGGUGUUGGUAAAUCUCGUCUUUGCGAAGCACUUUGCUCAAAAAAUAAAUCAUUGACAUAUAUCAACAUUAAUGCAUUAGCCAAACAGGAAAAAUUUCUUCUUGAAUAUGACGAUGAAAAUGAAUGCCGAAUUUUAGAUGAUGAAGCUGUACAUGAUUAUCUAAACGAGGAAUAUUUUGAAAAAUCAACUCCACCAUCCGGUUUAGUUCUUGAUUAUCAUAGCGCCGGAAUUAUUCCUGAGAGUGAUCAUAUCCAUGGUGUAUUUGUUGUUCGUUGUAGUAAUGAUAAAUUAUAUGAUCGAUUGAAACAACGAAAUUAUUCGGCGAAAAAAAUUGAACAAAAUAUUCAGUCGGAAAUUUUUCAAGUCUGUCUCGAUGAAGCAGAAGAAUCAUUCGAUGAAGAUAUUGUUCACAAAAUUACAAAUGAAACCGAAGAUGAUUUCGAGAAAAAUGUUGAAAAUCUGUCAAAUUGGAUUGCGCAAUGGUCAUCAGAUAAUGAUACACAGAAGAAAAAUUGA